CGAUCUUUUCCGUGAACAAAGAGCACGUGUUUACUUGCCGGUCACAUUCAACUUAUUUUAUUGUAUAAAAUUUUACGUCAGAUUUGUUAUAGCUCAUACGUAUUUGGUGGUUGAAGAUUGAAAGUUUGUGAUCAUCGUAAGAACAGGUUAACAUGAAUCCUGAAAAGUUGAAGAAGCUUCAAGCCCAAGUACGAAUCGGUGGUAAGGGAACACCCCGACGCAAGAAGAAGGUUGUACAUGCAACUGCUGCUACAGAUGACAAAAAAUUACAAAGUUGUUUAAAGAAGUUGUCUGUGAAUACAAUUCCUGGCAUAGAGGAGGUUAAUAUGAUUAAGGAUGAUGGUACUGUUAUACAUUUCAAUAAUCCUAAAGCUCAGGCUAGUUUGUCUGCAAAUACAUUCGCCAUUACUGGUCAUGGCGAGAACAAACAAAUAACGGACAUGUUACCAGGAAUAAUAAGUCAGUUAGGUCCUGAGGGUGUUACACAAUUAAAACGACUAGCAAGUACAGUUUCUGGUAGUACCGUUGGUAAAGCAACAUUGGAAGAGGAUGAUGAGGUUCCUGAUUUAGUGGAAAACUUUGAUGAAGCUAGUAAAGAGGAGGUUGCUUCAAAAAAGGAAGUGGAUGAAAAUGAUAAAGCAGCUGCUGAUAAAAAAGAAGCUGUUGUACUUGAUGAAAAGAAAGAAGCUCCCUUAGCUACACCUGAGGCUUAAAGUGUAACAAGCUGUUUCACACAACUAAAAGUUGUAAUUGACAAGUCAAGAAAUACAAAUUGCUAAAGCAAUGCAUAAAUGAAGUAUCACUAUACAUACAUUAUAAAUAUUUGACAAACCCUAUAAUAAUACUAAAUGAGUAAGUUAUCAAGAAAUAAAAGAAAAGAGGAUAUAGAAAUCAAAAGUUUCUACAAAUGAAGUUUUUUACUUUAUUGCAUUUGCUAAACGGUAGAGUUGCUUUGAAACAGCUAAAAUGAUCUUAUUCUUUUAUUAACAUUGUGUAACAAUAAUUGUGUACAAGAUAUAACGUUUGAACUUCAGACAUUUAAUUUGGCUGUUGAUAGUACUCGAUAUAUUAUUAAUACAAUUUUCACUAUUGCAUUAGGUUCGCGUGGUUUUACUUAACGAAAAUAAAUUCAAUGAAUUUAUAGAAAUAUUGAUUAGUAAAAUAAUACGAAGUUUCCAAUAAGAGAUAGUAAUUUUCCACUUAUCCACAGUGUUAUUAUAUAGGGGAAAGAAAUUUAUAUGCAGUAUAGAAAGAGUAAAAAAAAAUGAUACGCAGAAUACAGUAAUUCCUCCAAGAUUGCCAUUGUGGUCUCAUUUCCAUAUUGCCACUGCGUCCGGUCCCGCGCUUAUGUGUGCGUUAUUCCUGUACCUGUGUUUUCCUCGCUGGAGUCAGUCAAACAUGUUAAAUAGUGUAACGUGAUACCUGCCGCGGUUCUUUGGUGUGAGUUACCACCUUAGUAAUUCGUAAUAUAGCAAUAUAAUUUUUUAAUUUCAACGAUUUUUUAUCUGUAAUUUUGUUGUUAACAUAUUCUUGAGAUUUUUUCGAUUAAAAUGAGGCCAAACACGAUAUAAUUUACAUUAUAUUUAUCCUAAUUUCAUUAAAGAACGGGUUGUUCCAAAAUAGUACAUAAUGUCUCGGCUGUUACGAGCCUUUCAUACUACAAAGGUGAGCCGAGGCGACAGAGGCUAGCCGCCCAGUGAUCGAGUUUCGAUUCUCCUUUAUUAUGAUUGCAGCAUUUCGAUUCCGACCACAAUGGCAAUCUCGGAGGAAGUCCUGUACCAAGGCAUCUCUAUUUUAAUUAGAAGAGUUAAUAAUGGAUUACAGUAGUUUCUCGCAACCGUUUUCCAAUGUGGAGAAAAUGGGAUGUAAUAUUUUGUAAUGUAGUCUAUGGAAUAAAUUCAUUUUGCUGGAAA
Messenger RNA from Osmia lignaria (orchard mason bee), 1913 nucleotides. It is a transcript of the gene bic, whose product is annotated as bicaudal. The record is from RefSeq and is a predicted model, not a curated record. Lineage: Eukaryota; Metazoa; Arthropoda; Insecta; Hymenoptera; Megachilidae.